ACGUCCUGUUUUCGUUGGCCGCGUUCGGAUGGUGCCAGCCGCUGUGGCUGCUGCGGCUUGUUAGUGCUGCUCCUCGCCCGGCGUGCUGAGUGCUGUGCGGCCUCCUACUUUGUCCGGUUCUCCUGCGCGUGGUCCCGAAGGGCGCCGCUUUCCCGCGGCCUGCGGCAUGGGCCGGGAGUCACGCCACUAUCGGAAGCGAUCAGCAUCACGGGGACGCUCUGGAAGUCGAUCUAGAAGUCGCUCACCCUCAGACAAGAGAAGUAAACGUGGAGAUGACAGAAGGUCUAGAAGCAGGGAUAGAGAUAGAAGGAGAGAGAGAUCUCGUAGCAGGGAUAAAAGAAGAUCUCGGUCAAGAGACAGGAAGCGUCUGAGGCGUUCCAGAAGUAGAGAGAGAGAUCGAAGUCGAGAGCGAAGAAGAUCUCGAAGUCGAGACAGGAGACGUUCGAGGAGUAGAAGCCGGGGCCGGAGAUCGCGAUCCUCCAGUCCCGGCAAUAAAAGCAAGAAAGCUGAGAAUAGGUCUAGGUCCAAAGAGAAAACAGAUAGUGGGGAAAGUUCUAAAGAGAAGAAAAAAGACAAAGAUGACAAAGAGGAUGAAAAAGAAAAGGAUGCCGGUAACUUUGACCAGAAUAAGCUAGAAGAAGAAAUGAGAAAGCGAAAAGAAAGGGUAGAGAAAUGGCGGGAAGAGCAACGUAAAAAGGCCAUGGAAAACAUAGGGGAACUGAAAAAGGAAAUUGAAGAGAUGAAACAAGGGAAAAAAUGGAGUUUAGAAGAUGAUGAUGAUGAUGAAGAUGAUCCUGCAGAGGCUGAAAAGGAAGGAAAUGAAAUGGAGGGUGAGGAGUUAGAUCCAUUAGAUGCUUACAUGGAAGAAGUGAAAGAGGAAGUAAAAAAGUUUAAUAUGAGAAGUGUGAAAGGUGGUGGGGGAAAUGAAAAGAAGUCUGGGCCAACAGUCACAAAAGUUGUCACUGUUGUCACAACCAAAAAAGCAGUCGUAGAUUCUGAUAAGAAGAAAGGUGAGCUAAUGGAGAAUGACCAGGAUGCCAUGGAGUAUUCUUCAGAGGAGGAAGAAGUUGAUCUUCAGACUGCCCUUACAGGUUAUCAGACAAAGCAGAGAAAGCUUCUAGAACCAGUGGAUCAUGGAAAAAUUGAAUAUGAACAAUUCAGAAAAAACUUUUACGUUGAAGUUCCAGAACUGGCAAAAAUGUCUCAAGAGGAGGUGAAUGUAUUUCGGUUGGAAAUGGAGGGCAUUAUUGUCAAGGGAAAAGGUUGCCCCAAACCAAUUAAAUCUUGGGUUCAGUGUGGGAUUUCUAUGAAGAUCUUAAACUCUCUCAAAAAGCAUGGUUAUGAAAAGCCUACGCCAAUCCAAACCCAGGCGAUUCCUGCUAUAAUGUCUGGACGAGAUUUGAUUGGUAUUGCCAAGACAGGAAGUGGAAAGACCAUUGCCUUUCUGUUGCCCAUGUUUAGACACAUCAUGGAUCAGAGGUCAUUAGAAGAAGGAGAGGGGCCAAUAGCUGUCAUCAUGACUCCAACUCGAGAACUGGCUUUACAAAUUACUAAAGAAUGUAAGAAGUUUUCGAAGACCUUGGGCCUUAGAGUGGUCUGUGUUUAUGGAGGAACAGGAAUCAGUGAGCAGAUUGCUGAGCUGAAAAGAGGUGCUGAAAUUAUUGUUUGCACACCUGGUCGAAUGAUUGACAUGUUAGCAGCUAACAGUGGUCGGGUUACAAAUCUUCGAAGAGUGACUUAUGUUGUUUUAGAUGAAGCAGACAGAAUGUUUGACAUGGGUUUUGAACCACAGGUCAUGCGCAUUGUGGAUAAUGUUCGUCCUGACCGACAGACAGUUAUGUUUUCAGCUACUUUCCCCAGAGCUAUGGAGGCCUUGGCUCGCAGAAUCCUGAGUAAACCCAUUGAAGUGCAGGUUGGAGGCAGAAGUGUGGUUUGCUCGGAUGUGGAGCAACAAGUGAUUGUGAUUGAAGAAGAAAAGAAAUUCUUGAAGCUACUUGAACUUCUAGGCCAUUAUCAAGAAUCAGGAUCUGUCAUUAUAUUUGUGGAUAAGCAGGAACAUGCUGAUGGUCUUCUGAAAGAUUUAAUGAGAGCUUCUUACCCUUGCAUGUCUCUUCAUGGAGGCAUUGAUCAAUAUGACAGAGAUAGCAUCAUAAAUGAUUUUAAGAAUGGGACCUGCAAACUUCUUGUUGCUACAUCUGUUGCUGCCCGAGGCCUAGAUGUGAAACAUCUGAUUCUUGUAGUAAAUUAUAGCUGCCCCAACCAUUAUGAGGAUUAUGUGCACAGAGCAGGACGGACUGGAAGAGCAGGCAACAAAGGCUACGCCUAUACUUUCAUCACAGAAGAUCAGGCUCGGUAUGCUGGUGACAUAAUUAAAGCCCUUGAAUUGUCAGGGACUGCAGUGCCACCUGAUCUAGAGAAACUUUGGAGUGAUUUCAAAGAUCAACAGAAAGCUGAAGGGAAAAUAAUUAAAAAGAGUAGUGGGUUCUCUGGUAAGGGAUUCAAGUUUGAUGAAACAGAACAAGCUUUGGCAAAUGAGAGAAAGAAGUUACAAAAAGCUGCUCUUGGUCUUCAAGAUUCAGAUGAUGAGGAUGCUGCAGUUGAUAUUGAUGAGCAAAUUGAAAGCAUGUUUAAUUCAAAGAAGAGAGUGAAGGAUAUGGCUGCUCCUGGAACAUCUAGUGUUCCUGCUCCAACUGCAGGAAAUGCUGAGAAGUUAGAAAUUGCCAAGAGAUUGGCUCUUAGAAUCAAUGCUCAGAAGAAUUUGGGCAUUGAGUCUCAGGAUGUGAUGCAGCAGGCCACCAAUGCAAUUCUCAGAGGUGGCACCAUCCUGGCUCCCACUGUCUCUGCAAAAACCAUUGCAGAGCAACUUGCUGAAAAGAUCAAUGCCAAGCUUAAUUAUGUGCCUUUGGAGAAACAAGAAGAGGAGAGACAGGAUGGUGGACAGAAUGAAUCUUUUAAGAGAUAUGAAGAAGAAUUAGAGAUCAAUGACUUCCCACAGACUGCUAGGUGGAAAGUUACCUCUAAGGAAGCUCUGCAGAGAAUCAGUGAAUAUUCUGAAGCUGCAAUUACAAUCAGAGGAACAUACUUCCCACCUGGCAAAGAACCCAAGGAAGGAGAGCGGAAAAUUUACUUGGCAAUUGAAAGUGCCAAUGAACUAGCUGUGCAGAAAGCAAAAGCAGAAAUCACCAGGCUUAUAAAAGAAGAACUGAUCCGGCUGCAAAAUUCAUACCAACCAACAAAUAAAGGAAGAUACAAAGUCUUAUAAAACAUCUGGAAAAAACUUUUUACCUGUGCUGGUCUGUGAUACAUGUGGCAAUUGUUGUCUACAGUUUACAGUGUAUUUUAAGUUAAGAUUUUUGAAAUUCUGUCUUGCUGAUUUUUUUUUUUUAAAUACAAGAAACCAGUAUUUGCUAACGAAUCUUCUUUCAGUAAGUAUCCCCAGAAUUAUCAAACUAUAUUUAAAGUUUUCAUUAAAGUGCCCUUUAAUGUAAAUCUGGAUAAUAUUCCAGAAGCGUAAGAAAAUUAAAAUAUUUGGACUUUCCACUGAAGGAAAUAAAGCAUGUAAGUCGCUAAGGGGCUAUUCACCUUAUCUUCUUGCAGUGAAAUUGUGAUAAUCUCCUCAGAAAAGGUAAAGUUCUCUAAUUUUGUGACCACCUUGAGCUUAAAUCUUACUUGACUCAGUGGAACAAUAUGAACUAGAUUUAAGAAUAUUAUAAUAGAAUUUUUACAAAAUGGGUUCACAGUUUUUGUUUCAAUUUUUAUUAUCAUGUAUGGGCCAUAGUUGGACUGGUUUUUGGUUUUGUAAAAUUAAAAAUUUGUAGUAUAAGAAUUUUUUGCAUUCCUUUACACUGCUAAGAGUUUUAGUAUUUACUACUUUUAGGUUCCCCUCACAACCUCUGGCUCUGUGCCUAGCUACUAACUCUUUUCUAAUCUUCCUUAAAAGAAAGUGAUUUGUAGCCUAUAAAUAUUAAUAUGAUUGUUUUUUCUCCCUGAAAGUGUUCGUUUAUGCAUCUGUACAUGCAAACACCAUACCAAUCUGAUUUUUCUUCAGGAUUAUUGAGUAGGUUGUGAAUUUUCUUUCUUAAAAAAAGCAUAAUGGCACUCACAUUUUAAACUUAGACUUUAAGCAUUUUUCAGUGAAAUUUAGUUCACAAAGAAUCAUAAAUUAUAUUUUUGAGCCUUCAGAUAUAUUUCCUGAAUAUUCUAAUUUAAAUUGUUAUAAUUGGAUCACCUAAUUUUUUUCAAGACUCCUGGUGUAUU
Messenger RNA from Eubalaena glacialis (North Atlantic right whale), 4257 nucleotides. It is a transcript of the gene DDX46, whose product is annotated as DEAD-box helicase 46. The transcript is spliced from 23 exons. Gene Ontology annotation, cellular component: nucleus. Gene Ontology annotation, biological process: mRNA splicing, via spliceosome. The record is from RefSeq and is a predicted model, not a curated record. The coding region runs from base 167 to 3262 and encodes 1031 amino acids. Gene Ontology annotation, molecular function: ATP binding; RNA helicase activity; nucleic acid binding. Lineage: Eukaryota; Metazoa; Chordata; Mammalia; Artiodactyla; Balaenidae.